AUGCUUUCUCUUCUGUCCACGACACUCCUUUUUGCGCAGCUCAUUGCAGCAAGUCCUGCGCAAUGCAACCCCAGGGCCCUGAACACCACGACUGGUACCUAUGCCGUCGGCGCAAAUGAAACCAUUUUCUCUGUGGCAGCCAAAGUCAACCGCGGUGCUUGUGACAUUGCCCGCGCCAACGCCAUGGCGGACGCAGAACUCGUCUACGAAAGCGAAGAACUUUACAUUCCUGCUCAAGUGUGCAACCCAGACAACUCGACCUGCCUCUUGACUCCACAGAACGCGACCCGCGACUGCAUCUUUGGCGGGCUGCACACCUACAGCACUUUCAAAGGCGACACGAUCGCCAAGAUUGCCCUGAACAAGUUCAACAUCACGGUGGAAUCAUUGUGGAGCCUUUCUGGGAAAAUGUCCCAUGUCUCAUCGCCCGAUGAUGAGCUCGAGGAAGGUCUUAGUCUCAAACUCCCGCAGUGCGACCCUAGUACCUGCUCGUUCAAACCGUACGAUUUCUCCUACGGAACAUACAAAGAUCUAGCUGAAAAAUACGGCACUACCCCCGGGCAAAUCUUUGCCCUCAACCCCUCUUUCAACCACAGCAGUGGAGUUCCCGAAGCGGGGGCAUGGAUUUCUCUUCCGAUGGAUUGCAAGCCUACUGCAAGCAAUUUCACUUCCGUGUCGUGA
This is a messenger RNA of Aspergillus wentii DTO 134E9, 681 nucleotides long. Its product is annotated as LysM peptidoglycan-binding domain-containing protein. Lineage: Eukaryota; Fungi; Ascomycota; Eurotiomycetes; Eurotiales; Aspergillaceae. Bases 1 to 681 code for a protein of 226 amino acids. The record is from RefSeq and is a predicted model, not a curated record. The transcript has a single exon.